UAACUUAUACAUAAGAGAACUAAUCAAUUUACUCAGAAUUGUUUAUGUCAAUAAUGCGUGUCCUAUUCUAUUUUAAAAGACGUAUUGUUAAAAAUCAUGUCCGUAUUAAAGGUGUUUAAUAUCUAGUAGUAAGGUUUAGGCGACCAUUAAGGAAAAGGUUUUGGUUGAGAUAGGAAGCAGAAAAAGAAGGCAAAGGUUGGUUUGUCAUAAACUUUUAGAUUUCAGCGAAGAAAGUUCAACAGCUUUUAACGUCAGCACAAUUUUUAAAAAAAGAUAAAUAUAUAUUUAGAUACAAAUAUUUAUAUAUGAAAUCUGUUUCACGGUUGAACAACAUUAAACGUUGAAAGAAUCUCAGAACGGAAAAUAUAAUUACAUAUAUAUUUACAAAAAAUCACGUUACACGGAAACAACGAACAAACGCACUAAUAAACAUUAUAUGUAGAAACAGAAGAAACGUUCUGUUAAGAGCAUUUUUGAAGAAAGAACGUCAACGCGGAUAUUAUAGUCAUGGCAACGGCAGUACCUCCAACAGGAUCUUCUCACCAUGCAUUGAUUGCAAACAAUGAAUAUCAAAUUAAAUUGGUCACGCUUCUCAAUGAAUGUUGUGACCACUUACGUGAAAUUUUACAUGAUCCUGCCCGUGGCAACAUGCCAAGGGAUAAGAAACAAUUAUAUCUGUCAUUAAAACAAUAUAAGAAACAUUUAAACCAUUUGAAAAGAGAUCAGCUGGAAAUCGUUUUUCCACAAGAUAAGGAAACAGAUUCGGGAUUGUUUGACAUCACUAUUUUAUGUGACGUUCUAAUUAAUUGUUGUCACGGUAUACAAGCACCAAUUGGUGGAUGGAGGACCAGAACACCGCAACCAAAUGAUUUCAGUGUCGGUGCUGACAUCAUUCGAAUCAGAAAUGAGCGAAAUAUUGUUAUGCAUGGAAGAGCAAUGACUUCAGCACAAUAUAAUCGGUUGUGGAACGCCAUAGAAGGUAUAUUAAGAAGACUCGGAUAUGACAUAACGAAAAUUAGAGAUUUGAAGUCUGGUUGUUUAAAAGACUUGGACUUAUUUAAGAUUGAAAUUAUGAAAGCAGUUACUGAAAUUUUAAAUUUCAAUGUUAACAAAAACCAAGACAAUAUAAAACAAAAUCAAGAUGACAUCAAAGCAAAUAAAGACAGUAUUCAUCAAAACGAAGAUGGUAUUAAACAAAAUCAAGAUGACAUCGAAGCAAAUAAAGACAGUAUUCAGCGAAACGAAGAUGGUAUUAAACAAAAUCAAGAUGACAUCAAAGCAAAUAAAGACAAUAUUCAGCAAAACGAAGAUGGUAUUAAACAAAAUCAAGAUGACAUCAAAGCAAAUAAAGACAGUAUUCAUCAAAACGAAGAUGGUAUUAAACAAAAUCAAGAUGACAUCAAAGCAAAUAAAGACAGUAUUCAGCAAAACGAAGAUGGUAUUACACAAAAUCAAGAUGACAUCAAAGCAAAUAAAGACAAUAUUCAUCAAAACGAAGAUGGUAUUAAACAAAAUCAAGAUGACAUCAAAGCAAAUAAAGACAAUAUUCAUCAAAACGAAGAUGGUAUUAAACAAAAUCAAGAUGACAUCAAAGCAAAUAAAGACAAUAUUCAGCAAAACAAAGAUGGUAUUAAAGAGAAUAAAGAGAAUUAUAAGCGAUUAGCAGCCGAAGUGGAAAUAGUAAAGCAAACUAAUUCUUCAUCAUCAUGUGAUCAGAAGAGUUCUCAGUUGGAAGAAACUAUAAAAGAACAACCCAGUUAUAUACUAUUAAAAAAUUUCCGAGGAGAUUUUCUAAUACAAUUUGAGGAUGGCUGCUCCCACUGGUCUAUGAAAAGUGUACAAGUCAUCAUUACUGAAAAUUUUGCGAUACAAUCAAAAGAACUUCAUGUCGACAACGAUUACAUUGUGGAAGAAGAAGAAGGGAAACUAAUCCUGAUUAUUUACAAUCACAUUGCCGAAUCUAUUAAUGGGUUAUCAGUUACGUUAGUUGACAGUGAAAGUAAAACUCAUUUGAUUCCAAUUAAAAAUAUUGCACUGGUCCGAGCACAUAUGUGUACAACCAGCUAUUUUGAUGUUAGAACCCACAACAGUGGAAGAAUAUCUGAACAUAUAAAAUGCAUUGUAAAAGCAGAAAUAGAAGAAGAAGAUAUUGAAUUUAUAUGUGGAGGUAGUCUACAAACAAUGGAGCCUAAGGAGUACGAAGCACUUGGAAAGGAAUACAUCCAACGUUAUUUCACCGUGAAUGAAGAAUGCAUGGAAGAACCACUCCAAAUUCCACCCCCAAUGCCAAAAGUCACACAUUCCUUAUUUGCACAAAAGAUAAAGUAUGUUAUAAUCGAAUUACAACCUCGUUUGUUUACAAUAUUUACUCAUUAUAACACAAAGGAACAUAUUCGAUUUCUAAAACUGGAUAAAGAAUUUUCUUUGAGUUUGGAAAGCACAAUUACUGAUAACAAAAGAAUUCUACUUGUGUUGCCAAAUUAUAUCGUCAACAUUAGAUACACAGAAACAACCGACGCAGUAAGAAUACAAGAUGAAGUCAAAGCGGGCGAAGAAGACUUGAAGGAGCUAUCUAUCAUCACUAAAAAAUAUCUUAAAAAUGGUCACCUGACAAUGGUUAAUGUUGUAGCUGCACCACAUUUCAAAGAUAUCGAAAAUAUCCACCUUUGUGUAGACUGCAACUUACUCUCCAAAAAAACUUUGGCUGAGGAUAGAAGUAUGACGAAGUUCUUUUCAAAUAUUUUGCAAAGCUCACAAGUACAAAAUAAUGUUCAGGACAACAAGGAACGGUAUAUCAACAUGGUUGGUAAAGUCAUGUGUUUCAUGGCUACAAGAAAAGCACUCUAUUCUGUUCCUUCACUCAGUAAAAACGUCCACGAACAAAUAAGCUCGUUAAUACUUUCUCCACAGCAACUCCGUCAUUUAUACAACAACUCUUUAAAAAAAAUUAUAAUCGGUCCUCUAGGCAGUGGAAAGACAGUGCUAGCUUUAGCACAUUUGGAAAUAGCUUACGAGCGCUCUGAGAAUAGAUCAGUCAUAUACUACGUUAUUUGGGACGGCAACACAUUGCUUAAACGGGAUAUUGUCAAUCAUACUAAAAGAUUUAAUUUCAAAGCCGCUGUCGAAGUUGUUGUAAAGGAUAAUGUCGAGUUAGCUAAGGAUUUGAAAAUGAAUGAAGUGCCAACACCAUACCAGUUAUUAGAGUCAUUGGUUAAGAAACAUGUUGACCAAAACCUGCAUCUAAUAAUUGAUGAAUUAAAUGGAGAGUUAUUUAACAAGGAAGAAUCAUCUUUGCUUAAACACUAUCUGGAAACUGAAGACAAAUUAAAUAACUCUUUCAUCAUCUUUUUCCCACAAUCCAUUGAGAAACAUAGAACAUUAAUUUCACACCAAAGAGUCACAAUACAUGACAAGUACAAGUAUGAAGAAACAGGAAUGAAAGUUUUAAAACUGAACAGAGCAAUGAGAACAACACGGAUAAUCUUUCAGUUUUUAAAGGCUUUUGAAAAUGAAGUAGAACAAAACAAGGUAACAAUGAAGCUUCCCGAUCAGCAAUCAAAAGAAGGAUUGUCCACCAAACAACCACAACAGCAGCAAGAGCCACAACGGCGACAACAACAACAACAGCAGCAGCGACAGCAGCAACCACCACCACCACCACCACCACCACAACAACAACAAGGACAAACUACCAGUAGCAAUGUCACGCCGAUAAUAAAAGGAGAAGAAGAAAGUUUUGAAACACCGGUUGAUAUUGAUGUCGUUGCAGCUUCAAUACAAGAUGGGGAUCUUUCGGGUAAUGUUAGAAUUGACACUUCAUUAAAAUUUAAUACAGCGUAUUCAAUCGGUCAUAAUAUCGAAGGAACAAAACCGUUAUUGAUACAUCCGGCAAAUACUCCAACAACAGACAAAGAGUUUAUACCGAUGUUAGCGCUUGUUUUACAAGAUGUAUGUUUACAUCAUGCCACUAAACGUUUGUUCAUAUAUAACACAUUCCCUCAAAAGGAUAUUUUUUACAGAUUACUAAAACUGUUAAAAAUUGAUUUUCUUCACUAUGACAAGUACACUGACUGGAAAGUUUUAAAUGGUGAUGAUAUCAUAGUUAAAAAUCCCUUGCAGAGCCAAAAUUAUAACCUGCUCACUACUAUUGAGGGAAGUCGUGGAGUUGAAGCAGCCGAAUGCAUCUGUAUAAUUGAAAGCAAUGAUUGCAAGUUAAAACAUUUGACAUUAGAAGCAAUGUCCAGAGCGACACAAAAUCUAGUCCUUGUUUCAACGUCCAACGUUUACCAAUCAGGUACAGUAAAAUCAUCAACUGGUCAUAUCAUCAGUAAACUGUUAACUGAACAUCUGGUUGAAUACAAUCUAGAAGUCUCAAACGAUGAAGAUACGGAAAUACCGUUCAAAAAGUCUAUGAAAAGUAACAAUAAAAUAGUUUUUAACAUUAAACCACAAUAUUGGAAAUUCAAAGAAAUGAUAAAAGAUUUGGAACAUGUUGGUUUUCAGGCAACGGAUGAACUCCUAAAUGCGCAUGAGUUCGUUAUGAAAAACCUUUAUCCUCCUGGAAAAGUGAGCAAUAUAAUUUGCUCAUAUUUGUCAAGUACAUCAUGUAUAUUGAGAUGGCAACAGCACGCUAAUAAAUACACCGUUAGUAGACAAGAAAGUAAAAGUUUAACCUGGAAUAACUUAGCAACUAACAUUUCUUGCAAUCAAUACAUCGUUGAUGACAUGGAAAUUGGUGAAUCGUGCAAGUUUUGUGUUGUUGCUAAAAAUCAUCUUGGUGUAUCUGAUGACAGCACUGUGUCUUAUCGUCACGAACUUCCAAACGUCAUGGGUGUCCAAUUUAAAGAUAUCGUGGAAAUUAUUAAAUCUAACGAUAUCGAGAAACUGAAAAAAUUACUAUCCAUUCAUCCAAACAUCGUUCACAUGAGAGGUGAAGAUGAUUACACACCAUUGAUGUGGACAGUAUGGAUCACCGACAAUACAUCAAUGGUGGAAAUACUCAUCUCAUAUGGGAGUGAUGUUUGGGCGGAAGAUAGUGUGAAACAAAACAGUUAUCAUUACGCUGCAAUGCAUGAUCGUCACACAAUAUUAGAUAUGUUAUGUCGACAUGAUGUAACAAACAUCAACCGUGGAAAUGUUAACAACCGCACACCAUUACAUUUUGCUGCAGUGUUUGGUCACAUCUCAUGUGUUGAUGUUUUGUUGCGUCAUGAAAAUAUUGAUGUGACGAUCGAAGAUGAAGAUGGAUAUACAGCUUAUGAUUAUGCUGGAGGAUGGAUGAAUGAACAAAACCGGGAAAUAAUAAGACGAAAAAUAAAAGAAUACGAAGACAGGACGAAGUAAAUAUUUCAAAUGAUUUUGUUUUGAAAAACAACAAUCAGUUUGUGAGAUGAGGAACGAGUCCAUUUUUUAGUUUUAUUUUAUAUUGUAAUGAAUUUAUUUGUAGUAAAACGUACUGAAACAUUUUUCUGUUCGAUUUUUAUCAAGCCUUGUUUCGUUUAUAUUUCAUUCAGGAAGCGACACAUGUCAAAGGUCACGUGUUUUUUUAAACUGUCUCAAACUUGCCGCAUGGUGCAAUGUAGAGUGAAUCUUUUUUAUUACAAACGUCAACUGAUAUACUUUCUCAACCUCGUCCCCAAGUCUUGUUAGGCCUUUAUAUUUUGAAGGCCCUGGUUGGUCACGUGACGACAGAAUACCCACGUAUAGUGGGUAUUUUGAAAAUAAUUAUUUGUCUCGCUCUUCCAAAAUAUACACAAGCAGUCGAGAAAAAAAUAAAAGAACUGACACAAUUAUUUAGAAUGGUUAAAAUAAUAUUAAUAAGAAAAAAAUUAUAUAUAUUUUUAUAUAAAUAUUUUUAUAUUGUAAAAAUUAUUUUUAUUUAUUUAUAAUAACAUUGUUUAAUGUAUAAAAGAACUGUUAAUAAAUAUUGUAUAAUAUAUUAAACAUUCACACUUG
Messenger RNA from Hydractinia symbiolongicarpus, 5955 nucleotides. RefSeq lists its product as uncharacterized. Gene Ontology annotation, cellular component: nucleus; cytoplasm. The transcript is spliced from 12 exons. Bases 508 to 5343 code for a protein of 1611 amino acids. Lineage: Eukaryota; Metazoa; Cnidaria; Hydrozoa; Anthoathecata; Hydractiniidae. The record is from RefSeq and is a predicted model, not a curated record. Gene Ontology annotation, molecular function: protein binding.